CACCUGCCACAAACUUCCUCUUCUCGAAAAUUUGCUGGCCAGGGAAAAAAAAAAAAAAAAAAAAAAACAGUUUCGAUACCGAAGAAGGAAACUUGACUUUCCCUGUGGUUGUUUUAUGUCGUCAAUGGAGACUUCCACGGAGAAGGCGGCAGCGGCGGCGGCGGCUCAGGUGGACGAGGCGGCCGGCGGCGAGGCCGAGAGGCCGGCGUCCGCGGACUGCGGAGCUAGCCUCUGUCAGUUCGGAGACCCGUCCGGAGAGCCACCGCUCUCUCUGAAUCAGUUUAAAGUCAAGAAGUUCUUCGUUCUCAGGCCCGGCACACUGCACCAAGCCGUCAAAGAGAUUCAAGUUCUUGUGGAUCCACGAGUCGACGGCAACAUUCUCGGCAUCUGGCUUCUGGCAGAAGUGGAUCACUGGAACAACGAAAAGGAGCGCCUGACUCUCAUCACCGACAACUUCCUGCUCAUCUGCAAAUACGACUUUGUCAUGUUCCAGUGCGAGCAGAUCCAGAAGAUCCCGCUCAACAUGGUGGAUCGCAUCUGCUACGGAAGCUUCAGCUUCCCGCCCAAAUCCGUGCUUCACCGAGAUGGCGAAGGCCUGCGCGUGUUCUGGGACCGCCUGAGGGAGCCGUCCUUCGUCUCCUGGUGGAACCCCUUUGCCACCGACCUGCCCUACAUCACCUUCACAGAGCAUCCCGUGAGGAAGCUCAGUGACGCCUUUGCUACCAUUUGCAACAUGGAGAACUUCCGAGAACAGCUCAAAGAGGCGGCGCAGAAGGCCCACAAGGCCAAGCCGGUGCCCGGGAAGGCCAACGGCGUCCUGCUGCUGAAUCAGAGCAUUAGCAUCAAGGCCUACAUGGGCUUCAUGUCCUUCCUGGGCAACACCAACAAGCUGGGCUACAGCGUGGCCCGCGGAAACCUCGGCUUUUAGGCCUGGCUUUCAUGGUACUUUAAUUAAUGUCCUCAAUUUGCUGCCAUUUUGUUUGGACAGGUGUAGACUAAGGAAUCGAACUAGGAUGCUGACCAAAACAACUCGUCAGUUCCAAACAAUUUGGGCACGGUUUAGUUGAGAAUUAUUACAAAACAAAUAUACUGUGCAGUGAACCCCCACUAUUUGCAGAGGAUAGGAACCAAGCCCUGCCCAGAAUAGUGAAAACCGAAAAAGUAUUGUAAUUGCCUACAGAUGCCUGAAGAUGGCAGUGAUGCGCUGCAUGAAGCUCCUCAACUCACUUCGACAUAAUUCCUCGCAACAAGAUGCCACAAGACGGCAGCAAAGCAGUACUUCUAUUUUUGGGCAAAGCAAUACUUUUUUGGGGGGGCUUUGGACUAAGCACGAAAACGGUGAAUAGGUGAUUUUAUUUUAUUUAUUUUUUUUGUGAAUAACAGGAUGGGUUCCCUAAAUAAAUCCGUGAAUAUCUUCCAUUUCUGAGCCGCUUCUCCUCACGCGGGUCGCGGGCGUGCUGGAGCCUAUCCCAGCUGUCAUCGGGCAGGAGGCGGGGUACGCCCUGAACUGGUUGCCAGCCAAUCGCAGGGCACAUAGGAACAAACAACCAUUCGCACUCACAGUCAUGCCUACGGGCAAUUUAGAGUCUCCAAUUCAUGCAUGUUUUUGGGAUGUGCCCGGAGAAACCCCACGCAGGCACGGGGGGAACAUGCAAACUCCACACAGGCGGGGACGGGGAUUGAACCCCGCACCUCAGAACUGUGAGGCUGACGCUCUAACCAGUCGACCACCGUGCCGCUCCUGUGAAUAUCCUCAUUAGCAAAUUCCAAACUGUGACUGUGCAGGGAUGUGCUAUAUAGCAAAACUACUCAUCAAAAAAGAAUUACAAUAAUAAAAUGUAAAGUGCUCGCCAAAUAAUGGUUUAGUUCAGAAUGAUAAUACAAAAAUAUAUAAAGUAGAGGAGACCGUUACCCUUUUAGUUUUUGAUACGUUGCAAGACAAAUUGAACCGUUUUAAAGUUGCAAUCUAGAGAAAAAAUAUAUAUUUUAGAGAUUAAAAAAAAAAAAAAUUGGGAUAAAAUGUCUUCUGCUGGUCCUAAUUUUUCUUUUUUCUUUUUCAUAUAUUUAAAAAAAAAAACUGACCCAGAGAAGCCCAACUUGAACGCACCUUAAACACUUUUGUUUUGCUUUCUUUGCGACUUUGGGUGACUUUCUUCUUCUACUGUUGACGCCGCACCGAUAUGCUAAUUUGUCUCUCUGUCGCGCAACGGGACUCCUUGCUUCCUCUCUCGGUGCCUCCGUUCAAAAAAGCCGCUCAGCGCACCGUUCGCAUCCUCCUCGGAGAUUCACCCGAAGCAGAGCGGAGGGUGCCGCUGUCACUGUAGCUUUAUUUUUCUAAACAUCCAAUUGUUUGUGUAUUUUUACACCGAACUUUUGUGAUGCUGAGUGUGUGUCUGCUGACAGUCAAGGCAGCUGCUGUCCCUGUUAUCGCAAACAAUAAGCUUUUCUCAUGAUCACAAAUAUACUUAUUGUUUGUUGUGUACCUUUACACGGAACUUGCAUGUUUGGCUCGAUGAAGAGCGAGAUAAUGAUGCAUCCACACGGGAAAGUCCCUAGUUUACCAGUUUUUCCUGUGUGAUAUUCUUUUUCUACGUGCAGUGUACAAGGACUCCUGACGAAUGCUGCAGUUACGUAACGUUAAUCACAAACAUACAAUUGUGUAUUUUGACUGCGUGACGCUCCGUUUCUAUAUGCAGUAUACAAGUUCAUCUAGUUAACGGGGGCAACUGCUUAAGGAGCGGACUUGUGAUGCCAAACAUACAAUUGUGUUUUUGUGUUUUUACUUGGCGACACUGCAUUUGUCUUCUGAUUUUCACAGCAGCCGCUGUCGUGCUUUUACAUUUGAACCAUCUCAUGAUCUUAAGCGUACUGCUUUUUUACAUAUCAUUUGUCUUUUUGUUGAAUGACCUCACUGACAUAUAUUUACACUUAACACUUAAAGUAAUGUCAAAAUGGACUACUUAAGAGGUUCGAUAUGUUGGGGAUCUAUUCAAGCCUUGUAGUUUGCACUGCAAAUCUACAGAGGGCAUCAUAGACAAUUGUUGUUUGGUAUAAUAUGACAAUACAGACCGGCACGAUUGUAUCAUCACAUUUCUACUUUGGUUUUAUUUGAUUUUGGGGGAAGGACAAAGUUUUUGUUAUUUUGUUACAGCAAAGCAAAUGUUAAUGGUAUUUGCGGAUCACUUGGAAAAAAAUAAUGAGAGAUUUGUUCUUGAUUUUUGCAAUUUGAUUUGUUGCUUGACUUUCGCUAACUUAUUGAAUAAUAUAUUGAAUUUAUAUAAUGUUAAGAACAAAUCCCAGUCACAAACAGAAUUCAUUGUUUGUUGCAAUUUUUCACACGGAACCUGGUUUUUACUAGUCGAUGGUCUGUGUAGCUGCUGUCCCACUGAUACUUAACAUUGAGUGGUAUUGUGAUUGCAAACAUACAAUUGUUUGUUGUGCCCCACAAACCGUGUUUGGUUUUACAAGGUGAUGUUCUGUUUGUGUCUUCUGUCCCCUCUGAUAACUAACACUGGGGCGCCCUAGUAGUCACAAACGUACAAUUGUUUCUUGUGCAUUUUCACACAAAACGUGUCUUUCUGCAAGGUAACACUGUUUUCUGACUAACAUGGGAGUAGUAGGUCCACUUCUAAUAAAUAUUGAGCUGUCUCGUGAGCACAAACAUGCAA
Messenger RNA from Phyllopteryx taeniolatus (common seadragon), 3668 nucleotides. It is a transcript of the gene tprg1, whose product is annotated as tumor protein p63 regulated 1. NCBI's taxonomy places the organism in Eukaryota, Metazoa, Chordata, Actinopteri, Syngnathiformes, Syngnathidae. The transcript has 6 exons. The record is from RefSeq and is a predicted model, not a curated record. Gene Ontology annotation, cellular component: cytoplasm. Bases 116 to 928 code for a protein of 270 amino acids.